Messenger RNA from Ipomoea triloba (trilobed morning glory), 288 nucleotides. Its product is annotated as glycine-rich cell wall structural protein 1.0-like. Lineage: Eukaryota; Viridiplantae; Streptophyta; Magnoliopsida; Solanales; Convolvulaceae. The transcript has a single exon. The record is from RefSeq and is a predicted model, not a curated record. Bases 1 to 288 code for a protein of 95 amino acids.
AUGGGAGGCGGUGGAAAAGGAGGUAACGGCGGCGGAGGAGGGGCUAAAAGUGGUGGUUCUGGAGGAGGCUCUGGCAAGGGCGGAGGCACUGCUACUGGUGGAGGAGCCAAAGGUGGUGGCGGUAGCGGCGGCGGUGGCACCACCACCAAGGGGAGUGGCGGAGGUGAGCGUGUGCCCGGUAUGAUGGUUGCUCCCGGCGGAGGAGGAGAGCAAAUUCCCAGGGAUGCUUUUGAAAGUAACCCUAAGGCCUACUUUGCUGGUCUGCAUGCCGGUCAGAAGGAUGGGUGA